AUGCAUUCACCCCACUCACCCCUCACAGCGGAGCCGCAGAGGCAGCGCCUGGAGAGGGGCUUGCCAGGGUGCGUCCUGUACGCUGACGACCGCCGCCUCUCUGCAUCCUCGUUAAGAGCUGCUGGCAGUGACUCGUUUGAAGCGCAUGGGCGCGAGUUCCCCUACUGGCUCGCCACAAAGCUCAUCAACCGGGCGUAUGCACAGCGCCAUGGGUACCGCUUUGUGGAGAUGGGCGAGGCAGAUAAGGAGCCAGGCAGACACCCCUCCUGGUUCAAGGUGCGCUUCCUGCAGCGGCAGCUGUCCUGCUGCUGCGAGUGGGCGUUCUUCCUCGACUCAGACGCAUACUUCCGAAUGGACAACCACCGCCUCAGCGUGCACUCCUGGGUCGACCGCCUCACUCUGCCUCACUACUUUGACUGGAUAGCCCGUGAGUACAACGUGUCGCUGGCCAACCAGACCUGGUUCCCGCGACCCCCCUCCUCCAUCUUCUCGCACUCACCUCCCGCCUGCCCCCCGUCACCCGUGGGGGGCGGGCAGGGUGGGGGAGAGGGCGGGGCAGGAGAGGGGGAGCAUGAGGGAUGGGUAACAGGAGGGGAGGGGGAGAGCCGAGCAGCGGUGUGUGUGGUGGCGCCUCGCAACGACGAUGAGGCGUCGGGGAUGGCGGAGGGGCAGGCGGGCGCGCUGUUCAACGGCAGCACGGAAUAUGUGAAUGCGGGGGUCACGCUCUGGAGGCGCUCCCCCCACUGCCUCAAGCUGCUGGCGAACUGGCACGAGGAGCCGGCGAGGCAGUACCUGUGGAGGCGCAACUGGGAGCAGCCGAGGCUCAACGUGCUGCUCGCCAUGCCGCAGCACGCUGCUGACGUGGCAGUCGUGCCCUUUCGUGAGCUGACGGGGCACUCGGGGCGCGCCAUCCGGCACCGGUGGCUCAACUCCAUCAUGACUGACGAGACGCGCAGUGACUUGGUCAAAGACGCAUUGCUAGGCAGUUUCUUGACAAGUUACAUGUACAUGUUUUAA
Molecule: messenger RNA, 1017 nt
Organism: Closterium sp. Yama58-4
Lineage: Eukaryota; Viridiplantae; Streptophyta; Zygnematophyceae; Desmidiales; Closteriaceae
Source: the annotation of a GenBank genome assembly